CUAAUAUCAACUGAUAAAUAAUUUCAAUAUGUGAUCUUCUGUUGUUGGAUUUUCUUUACUUUAUUUUAGACAUAUUUGUACAAACUGAGCACCAAAGAAAGACAAAGAAACCAUUAAGGCAGCACUAUUUGAAACUUCAAAUGUGAAAAAUGGCGCGAAGAAGUUUAACGGGUUGUUCAUUAUUGAUAAGAGCUGCCCCUUGGGUCAUUGUUUUAUUUUGUCAUUUUGUCUUGGCGGGAAAAUAUGAAUGGAUGAAACGUGAUAAUUUUGACAUUAUUGAUGAUUUGUUUCAAGCAGUAAAAGGAUCAAAUUGUCGAAGUAAGUCAAAAAGAGAAAUGUUGCUUCGCCCAGAUGUAGUGUCGCAAAUUCCAAAGGCAAACCAACUGAAAAGUACAAUUAUUUAUAAAAAUCGAACAAAUCUUGUUCACAUGCAUAAUAUGGCUUUAAAUCGAGCUUAUUUCAUGAGUUACAUUUUACAGAAGAUGAAUGACACCGAGUUAUUUUACCAACAACCAAAUAUUCAUUAUCUUUAUAUGUCCGUAACGGCAGAUAUGAACGCCAAUCCGAGCAAUAUAAACGGAAGUUCUAUAGUCUUUGACAACAAUUGUUAUUAUCCAAAUUGGUUCGUCACUCUGGAUUUCAAUAACACAAUACCAUUAUUUGGCGUCAAAGGUUGGCGUUGGGAUGACACAUAUGACCAAGAUAACUAUUUGCGCGAGCCAACACGCCGAGCGGCAUAUGUUACGGACAUUGGCGCUGGUACCAAUAAAAAUUACACUACGGAUGGUUAUAAAAUGAACCCUUGGUAUAACUUCUGGUUACCUGAUACCGACAGUGCCCUCGAUAAAAGUAAAAAGUUUACAUUUGGUGUAGGAAUUAAGUAUUCAAAUGUCACCGGAAAGUUUACAAAUGAUAAUUUCGACAAUUUUAAUUUCUUUGGACCUAACUUACCAAAACAACAAAACUCGGACGAAACAUUGUUGCCAGUUCGCUUUACACAGCCCUAUUUUGAUUGCCGUGGGUCUAAGAAGUGGAAAGUUAGUGCUGUGGCUCCAAUAGUGGAUUUUAUGCCAAGAUAUUCUAACUGGACACAUUUAAGGAGACAGAGAAUAGUUGGCGUUAUUGUCAUGGAUACAGAUUUCCAAGAGAUAGACUUUAAUGCCUGUGGUACCAGUCCUGGUAACCCUGGACCCAGUUAUUUGUCUGGCAUUUCAAGAUGUAAAGGGCCUUCUACAGGGUGUAAACAUAAGAUGGGUUAUGGGCGCAGACGUGGAGGAUAUGUUUGUCAUUGUAAGAAUCCAUAUCGAUAUCCAAGAUGGAUAUCUCCUCCAUUCCAAGGUGAUGACGUAGAAAGAGCAACUGAUGAAGAAUACAAGAAUAACUUUGAAUGUGUUAAAGAUGGACAGCUUGGAGUGCUUCCUAUUGUCGACAAGACAGAACAGGUAGUCGUAGAAUUCGGCGUAGGAGAUAUUAAUGUUAGAAGAAGAAGAUCGGAAAACUACUUAAACGGGUCUGAACCAAAUGUAGUAAGCAGUCGAUCGCUAAAAUCCAUUAAUGUGGAUGAUGGCACGGGUAACAAAUAUUCGGAAAAAGCACAAAAAAAGUUUGAAAAAAGACAGCAAAAAGAAAAGCUAUCGCCAAUCCAUUUAGAAGAUAAGUUAAGAAAAAGGAGAAAGAGAACUGUUAACAGUGGUGAGAGAUCCGAGUUUGAUCAGAUGAGAUUUGAAAAAAUGAUCAGAAUUUUCCGUCAGAAAGCCAGUAUCAAUAAGGUUAGCUGUAGAACUUCAGCACCUAGUCUGUUACAUCUGCCAGGAGACGUUGCCUAUGGUGUAGACAGACAAUUUGAUUACCAAGGAAGAACAGCACUUAGACUAGCCCACUUUCUGAGUAAUUUCUUACAAAAUGUUCAAGCUAGUGACAACUUUGGUAAUCUAAGAGGCGGUGGACGAUUACACAUGGAACAAAUGUUUGGAGAGGUCAUUGCCAAUGUUAUGGCUGAUCAUAAAAUUCUUUCAUGUGGGCUUUAUUUCGAACCAUACACAUUUGAAAACCAAGAUGGUUCCAAAAGAGAAAUGUUUGGUCCUUUUGCUUACAUGCAAGAUGGUCGUGCUCUUGCCCUUGAUACUGCUGGUAAUCCCAGAAAAUACAUUUAUGAAGAUUUCUAUGUUAAGAUGAAAGCUAACUGGAAAACCAACUUUGAACACUUACAUACAUAUAAGAUGAGACCAAUGGUAAGAUACGAUCCCGCUGGAACCAGUCAGAUUCGAUUUGAAUACUUUCCCAUGCGAUACAAAGCACCAGAUUAUAACGAUGGACAAUGGUCACAUCCAUAUUUUAGAUGUGACGGUAUGGUGGAUGAGUGGAUCAUGACAUAUUCUGCUCCAUUCUUUAAAAAGAACUACAUCUCCAAUAAGAUAGAGUUCGCGGGAGUUAUAACAGUAGACGUACCACUAGACAAACUCGAAGUGAACCAGUGUCCACAACCAUUCCAUGUUGCCAACGCAUUCAAAAAUACAGCUAGAUGUCAUACAAAGUCUACAAAGUGUAAACCACAAGCAGGCUUCAAGUUUUCGCGAGGAGCAUACCGAUGUGAUUGCAAACAAGGACAUGAGUAUCAAAUUAGAGACGGUAAAUUCUGGAUUGAAGGUUCUCUGAUUGAACUUGAGUAUGAAAAGAAACAAAAGAAACUGUUCAGCAGAUUUGACCAGUUAAUCUGCCGUAUAUCUGGAGCUCCUAGAGUCAUGGGAUCAUUUACUACGGCAUUCGUAGUUACUAUGUACAGUCUUGUAAUGCUACAUUUGUGAGGUAUUCAACGAAAAGUGCUAAAAAAACAUGUCAAGAAAUAAUAUCUAUUAUGGCAACAUUGUAAUACACAACUGUGUAGUGAAACUUUAAAUCGUAAAAGGAAAACUAAACUAUUCAGGAAAAGAUUUAUAUGAUGAUGUAGACAGUGAUUUUAAAAUAUAACUUUGUUUAUUAUUUUGCAGCUGGCUGUAAUAAAAAAAUAUUUUCAUUGUUCAUACUUUUUGUAUACCAACAUAUUCAUAUCACAAUUUUAUUUUAUAGUCAUGCAUGUGUACAUAUUUUAAUUGCGUCAGAUAGUUACAUCUACUGUGACCACUGUAAGUUCGUUUUUUUUUUGUAUCCAUAUAUUUCUAAUAACGAUUAUAAGAGACAAGUUUAACAAUCUAAAAGGACAGAAGCAAAUGUUUCUAGCAAUACAAUGUAUUUAAUGAACACCCGCAUUCAAUCAAGUUCGAAACGUAGCGUCUGUUAAUUUUUAUUGUGUAUUUUACCAUUAUUUAGACUGUUCCUGUCCUUAUUUUGCAGUUUCGUUUGCUUCAAUAAAUUUAAUUGAAUUUAAUUAAAACAAAUAAUUGGAAUCAUACAAAUUAUCCAAAUAUUUUGACCGGAAUGCAUAUUUUUUCAUUACUCGCUUUCACCAAUGUAUUUUGUCCUUUAAUUUGGGAAUAAUAAUCAUAGAUUUCUCUUUCAGGUA
This is a messenger RNA of Mytilus trossulus (common blue mussel), 3499 nucleotides long. RefSeq lists its product as uncharacterized. The transcript is spliced from 8 exons. The record is from RefSeq and is a predicted model, not a curated record. NCBI's taxonomy places the organism in Eukaryota, Metazoa, Mollusca, Bivalvia, Mytilida, Mytilidae. Bases 150 to 2804 code for a protein of 884 amino acids.